CCCAAUCACGUCACGCGAGACGGCACAGAGAAGAAAAAAAAGAGGAGAAACACGAACAACAGUUAUCCGUGUGUGAAAUUCCCACGACAUUCUCGGCAAAUAUGUUAACCCAACCUUCAAUUACUGCAAAGGACUCCAUGAAAUCGUAAAGGAUAUGAAUUCCUCUGACCAUGGGGAAAACUCGGAUGGAGAAAAUCUUGAGCGAGAGAGAAAACCCAUUCAAGACAUCAAGUUGGAGACGGAUGACUGUGCUAUUAGUGAGACAACUGAGGGACCACGAAGAUGGUCUCUUGGAACUAGUGAGGCCAACAGCAAACGUACUGUUAUGGACAUGGGCUGUGACGCUCACAAUUCUGAAUUGGACCAGUCUACCAGCAGCAAGAGAGUCAGGGUCUCUAGUGAGGCCGGGCAACGCUUACUGAGGAGAUUGUCUGAAGAGUCCACGAGGCCUCAACCCCUUUGCCUGACAUCUGGAGACCAGGAGAAGACUAUAGCCUCUUACAGGAAGCCUCUCUACAGCAUCUCUCACAGAAUCACAGAGAAGAAGCUCACAUCAAGCCUUGACCAGCAUGCUCAGCAUGAGGGAGGAGUGCGGCUAAGCUACAGCAGCCUCUUAUCUCCUCAACUGGUCAAUACAGGGGAGCACAGCCGAAGUGAACCCCUCUCUGCCCUGGGGGCAGCAGGGUCCAUGGCUUCAACAGACUCUAAUCUAUACUCCCUCAUUGAGAAGAUGUUUUUCAUCCUCAAUACGCUCAACUCAAGCAUGACCCAACUGCACAGCAAGGUUGAUCUACUUUCCCUAGAGGUCACUCGCAUCAAGAAACAGAUCAAACCAUCUGAGCUGGCGACUGAGUUCCAUCCUCCGCCAGAAUACCUGUUGACAAGUGAGGAACUGAGUCAGCUGAUGGAACAGACAUCAAAUGCUGGCGAGUUGGGUUGUCGAUUGCUGGUACACCUCUUCCCAGAACUUCUUAAAGCCAAGGAGUGCACUCGUGGUUGCAUCGCCAACAAGAGAACGUUGGAUUCCUUACAUCUGCAGCUAAUACGCAACUAUGUGGAGGUGUGUUAUCCUCUGGUUAAGAACAACAACAUUUGGCAGGAUGAAUGCCUAUUACAGAUUAAUGACUUCUUUAACCGCUUCUGGGCCCAGAAGGAUAUGGAGAGUGGGCAACAGUCAUGUGGGAAACAGAUUAUUACAAGCUUUGGUUUCAAAGCUGAGCAGAACCAGCCCUGCCAUUUUAUAAAUGAGGAGGGACAAGAAGUGUACCUUGACUUAGAUUCCAAUGGUGACCACACCAACAACAGCAAAGUAGUGCCAGACCUUGUGUUUGACACUCAGGAGGUCCGAGAGGAUCUUGAUGAGCUUUCUUCCCCUGAAGACUUUAUGUUUCUUGUAAACCGACUUUUCCCUGAGGUUUUUGAGGAGGGGAGAUUUCCAGAAGGUAGUGUGGGAAAGAUGAUCCUGGACUCUGACAGGAUAGAAAUUAUCCGUAAAUACAUGGAAGCAAAUUUUCCUGAUGUUCCAGAGGAUAGUUGGCUGCAGGUGUGUGUGCAGCGCAUAGAAGACGCAAUAGAGGGUUCUCACAGUAACGGCAAUGGAAGCGAUCCUGAGAACAUGAACGAUGAAAGCUAUGACUCCACAAGCCUCCCUGACGAUGUCUCUAUCAUCAAGAUCAGUGACUUGUGUGACUACGAGAGACCAGGUCGUAGGUCAAAAAAGUCCUUGCUUGUGCCAGUCGAUUUUGAACAACUUGAGAUGCCCCCACCGGAUUUCAGUGUGCCUCAAGAGUAUCUGCUCUCCAGGGAGCAGCUGAGGAACAACUAUGACUGUAGCUUGUCAAUUGGGAACUUCGCCUCUCGCCUGUUGGUACUUAUGUUCCCUGAGCUCUUCACCUACGACAACGCACGGAAGCAUUACAACUGUAGUGGCUCUCUCGGGAAGAAACAGCUUGAUCCUGUGCGGGUUGACCUUAUUCGCCACUACGUACAGCUCCUAUAUCCACGGGCCAAGAAUGACAGAGUGUGGACCCUAGAAUUUGUGGGUAAACUUGACGAGCGGUGCAGGCGACGAGACACGGAACAACGGCGGUCGUACCAGCAGCAACGCAAAGUCUAUGCUCCUGAGUUGGAGCAAGAGCCUGUGGACUUUGUGGCUGCUUGCCAAGUGAACCAGCUCAACACAGAGCGCUUGAAGGACUUUGAGAUUCCUCCACUACCGCCUGAAAAAAGUAGCAAAGACUUCUGCAAGAUCCCACUGGAGAAAUUGACGGUGUCGAUCCCGGACUUCCAGGUGCCUUCGGUUUACUGGCUCUCCGACGCUGAAGUACGAGAGAUUGUCCAGCAGAGCCUUUCUGUUGGAAACUUUUCUGCCCGUCUACUGGUGCGCCUCUUCCCUGAGCUCUUCACUCAGGAGAACCUGCGACUUCAGUAUAACCACUCAGGCGCCUGCAAUAAGAAGCAGCUGGAUCCUGUGCGUCUCAGGCUCAUCCGCCACUAUGUAGAGGCCGUGUACCCAGUUGAGAAGAUGGAGGAGGUCUGGCAUUAUGAAUGCGUGCCAAGCAUAGAUGAGCGGUGCCGGCGGCCCAACCGUAAGAAGUGUGACAUACUGAAGAAGGCCAAGAGAUCAAAUACUGUGUCCUAGUCAAAGCUGAAAGCAACACUUAAUUUUUUAAUUCUAAAUAUUUACGCAAGUACAUAAGCUGAAUAGCAUAGUGAAGCCUUUGCACACAGUCCUGUGUAGGAUAAGGCCAAUCUUAAAGGCUUUUCAUUAGUACUUAAUGGAUGUAUUUGUAAUAUUGAACUACAGCAUUAGUCGUUUUUCAUAGAGGAUAUCAUGAUGAUAGACUGUUUCCAUGUACAAAAACAAUACUGUAAUAGCUCAUCUAACUUACCCUGUAGAUAAUCUGUUGUAGCCUUAAAAACAAUAAACAUGUAUAUAGUACAAAGACAGUAGAUCAGUCAAAUAUGGAUAGAAAUUGUGAUAUUAUUUUGUUCCAUCGCACAUGUUGUAGCAGUAUGGCUCCACUGGUCUUUUAUAAAAUGUUAUGUUAUACCUUCUUAUAGAAGUUUGUACUAUAAAUCUGUAUUAAACUAUAGCAACAGGUCAUGUUAACCCAUUUGUAAUAAAAUCUGUUGAAUUUAGCAUUUCACUUUAUUAGCAUUUAGCUAAUUAAAUACUUAUCCCACACAUUUUCUUUGCAUCUGAUUCAAGCCAUGACUAUCCAUUGCUUAAUUAUGUAGAAUGACUUGGAGACUGUUCAUUCAAAAUUGUGUCAAGGCCAUUUGAAACCAGAUAAGCCAUUGAUGACACAUACAGUUGAAGUCGGAAGUUUACAUACACUUAGGUUGAGCCAUUAAACCUCAUCAUGGGAAAAUCAAAAGAAAUCAGCCAAGACCUCAAGAAAAAAAAUCUAAAAAGUCUGGUUCAUCUAUGGGAACAAUUUCCAAAUGCAUGAAGAUACCACAUUCAUCUGUACAAACAAUAGCACGCAAGUAUAAACACCGUGGGACCACGCAGCCGUCAUAACGUUCAGACACAGUCUCCUAGAGAUGAACGUACAUUGGUGUGAAAACUACAAAUCAAUCCCAGAACAGCAAAGAACCUUGUGAAGAUGCUGGAGGAAACAGGUACAAAAGUAUCUAUAUCCACAGUAAAACGAGUCCUAUAUUGACAUAACCUGAAAGGCCGCUCAGCAAGGAAGAAGCCACUGCUCCAAAACCACCAUAAAUAGUCAGACUACGGUUUGCAACUGUGCAUGGGGACAAAGGUCGUACUUUCUGGAGAAAUGUCCUCUGGUCUGAUGAAACAAAAAUACAACUGUUUGGCCAUAAUGACCAUCGUUAUGUUUGGCGGAAAAGGGGAGGCUUGCAAGCCGAAGAACACCAUCCCAACCGUGAAGCACGGGGGUGGCAGCAUCAUGUUGUGAGGGUGCUUUGCUGCAGGAGGGACUGGUGCACUACACAAAAUAGAUGGUCUCAUGAAGAAGGAAAUUAUGUGGAUAUAUUGAAGCAACAUCUCAAGACAGCAGUCAGGAAGUUAAGCCAUUUUGCCACAACUUUGGAAGUAUCCUUGUGGUCAUUGUCCAUUUGGAAGACCCAUUUGUAACCAAGCUUUAAGAGCAAAAAAGUCAAGGUAUUGGAGUGGCCAUCACAAAGCCCUGAUCUCAAUCAACUGAAAAAGCAUGUGUGAUUAAGGCCAACAAACCUGACUCAGUUACACCAGCUCUGGUCAGGAGGAAUGGGCCAAAAUUCACCCAACUUAUUGUGGGAAGCUUGUGGAAGGCUACCCGAAACGUUUGACCCAAGUUAAACCAUUUUAAAGGCAAUGCUACUAAAUACUAAUUGAGUGUAUGUAAACUUCUGAUCCACUGGGAAUGUGAUAAAAUAAAUAAAAGCCGAAUUAAAUGUCAGGAAUUGUGAAAAACUGAGUUUAAAUGUAUUUGGCUAAGGUGUAUAUAAACUUCCAACUUCAACUGUACCAAGAGGGCUACUGUAAAAACUGAACCAUUCACUUUGAUGUAACAUCAUGCAAAAUGUAGAUAUUAAAAUUCCCUUGUCAAUG
Messenger RNA from Oncorhynchus masou masou (cherry salmon), 4561 nucleotides. Its product is annotated as BEN domain-containing protein 3-like. Gene Ontology annotation, molecular function: rDNA binding. Lineage: Eukaryota; Metazoa; Chordata; Actinopteri; Salmoniformes; Salmonidae. Bases 155 to 2641 code for a protein of 828 amino acids. Gene Ontology annotation, cellular component: heterochromatin. The record is from RefSeq and is a predicted model, not a curated record. Gene Ontology annotation, biological process: negative regulation of transcription by RNA polymerase II; rDNA heterochromatin formation. The transcript has 4 exons.